Thamnophis elegans (Western terrestrial garter snake) is the source of this 2464-nucleotide messenger RNA. It is a transcript of the gene DEF6, whose product is annotated as DEF6 guanine nucleotide exchange factor. Lineage: Eukaryota; Metazoa; Chordata; Lepidosauria; Squamata; Natricidae. Gene Ontology annotation, cellular component: nucleus; cytoplasm. The transcript has 11 exons. The record is from RefSeq and is a predicted model, not a curated record. Bases 19 to 1908 code for a protein of 629 amino acids.
CCCUGCCCUGGAGGCAUCAUGGAGCUUCGGACGGAGCUCUUAAAAUCGAUCUGGUACGCCUUCACGGCUUUGGACGCCGAGAAAAGCGGCAAAGUCUCCAAAUCUCAGCUGAAAGUGCUUUCUCACAACCUCUACACUGUGCUUUGUAUUCCUCAUGAUCCUGUAGCUUUGGAGGAACAUUUCAAAGAUGAUGAUGAUGGCCCAGUAUCAAGUCAGGGAUAUAUGCCAUAUCUCAACAAGUAUAUAUUGGACAAGGUAGCAGAAGGAGCUUUUGUCAAGGAGAGUUUUGAUGAACUUUGUUGGACAUUGACAGCAAAGAAGAAUUAUAAUCCAGAUAGGAAUGGAAACAGUGUUGUAUCCCAUGGAGAUGCUUUCAAAUUAUGGUGCCUCUUUAACUUUCUCUCUGAAGACAAAUACCCUCUUGUUAUGGUCCCAGAUGAGGUGGAAUACCUCUUGAAGAAGAUAUGUACAGCUAUGAGCAUUGAGCUUAAUAGUGGGGAAUUAGAUGACUAUUUUUCCCAAGAGACCCAGCAACAGAAUGGUUUGAUAGUUUGGCAAUUUCUUGAUUUGGUAAACUCUGGCAGAUUACUGCGUGGAAUUGAGCGCGAGCCCAUUAGCAUGGCCAUUGAAGAGGUUUACCAAGAGAUCAUUGGGGAUGUGCUUAAACAGGGCUAUCUGUGGAAGAAAGGCCACCUAAGAAGAAACUGGUGUGAGCGAUGGUUUACCCUGAAGCCCAGUGAUCUCGCAUACUAUGUGAGUGAAGAACGUAAAGAAAAGAAAGGGAGCAUUUGUUUGGACAGAAAUUCAUGUGUGGAGAUUUUGCCUGAUAAAGAUGGGAAACGUUGCAUGUUCUGUGUGAAAACGUCUUCACGGACCUAUGAAAUGAGUGCCUCAGAUACCAAGCAAAGACAGGAGUGGACAUUGGCCAUCCAGAUGGCAAUCCGUCUCCAAGCAGAAGGUAAGAAGUCUCUGCACAAGGACUUAAAGCAAAAGAGGAGGGAGCAGCGGGAGCAGCGGGAACGAAAGAAGGCUGCCAAGGAAGAGGAAAUGCAACGCUUGAAGCAGCUUCAGGAAGAAAAGGAGCGCAAGCUGCAGGAACUGGAGCUGCUCAAGGAGGCUCAGAAGCAAGCAGAACUUUUACUCCAGGAAGAAGAGCAACGGCGCCAGCAGCAACAUGAGGAGAUGCAGAAGAUGUUGGAAAUUCAGCUCCAGGAAGCAGAACAGGCUCGGGCUUCCAUGCAAGCAGAGAUGGUUCUGAAGGAGGCAGAGGCAGAACGUCAGCGCAAGCGCAUCGCAGAACUGGAAGACAUGCAGGAACGACUCCAAGAUGCUCUGCAACAGGAGAUUAAAGCUCGUCAAGAUGAAGGGGCUGUGAGAUAUGAACAGGCCAGAUUGCUGGCAGAGGAGGAGGAAAAACUGAAGCAAUUGAUGAAAUUGAAGGAAGAACAGGAAGACUAUAUUAUCAAGGCCCAACAUGAAAAACUGGCUCUCAAGCAAGAGAUGGAAAGCAAGAGCAAGUUUCUGGAAGAAACUAAACUGCAGUUGGAAGAAGUCAGAUUUAAUAGGGAGAGGAUGGACCAGGAUGUCAUGAUAGCCCAGCAGAAACUCCAGCAAGCCAGCACCAAUGUAAAGCACUGGAAUAUUCAGAUGAACCGACUGAUGCACCCCAUUGCUCCAGGAGAAAAACGUACCAUGACAAGUGGAGGAUUCCCUGGCUUUAAUCCUGCAAUCCUGUCCAAAAGAGAGUCAUCUGUCAAAUUAAAACAAAAUAUGGAAAAAAAGAAAUCUGAUCCUGAGAAGAAUGAAAGCAAAGAAAACAUAAAUGGAGAGACAGAGCAGCAGAUGCUGAUGCCAGAAAAAGAUGAUUCUGGCUCAGAAACCCCUUGUUUAGCUUCAGAAGAAAAGUAAACCCACUUAAUUGAAAUCUAGGGACCAGAAUAUAAGUGUCAUGGCAGCUUAAUGAUUAUCAUAGUUUAUAAAUAGUGAACAUAUGUAAAGAUUGUUUCCCCUUCCUAUAUAAGUUGUAAGCUGCCCUGAGUCCCCUCAGGUAAAAGGGCGGCCUAUAAAUAAACUUAAAAUGAAAUGAAAAGAUUGUACAGGGAAGAAUUGCGAUGAUCUCUGCAGUUAAGCCACCCAGUAUCCUAGCAGUUCGAUUUGUGUGCUAGAGUUAAACCUGAAGGUCUACACAUACACAUAUAAAUAUUGCUUCCUGACUGAAACUUCAGAAGUAUGAUUUAAAUAUGGGAUUAUGGUUCCCCCAAAGCAUGCUUUAUUUGGUUUCAGCAGAUAAAGAAGAGUUCUGGUAAUGCUGUAUCCUACUAUGGUAUUAAAAGUUCUAACAGUUGGUGGUCACAAUAGCCACUGCUGUAAUAUGCCAAGAAUUUUGUCAUUCUCUCUAAAAAAAAUAAUAUUUGUAAAAUAUAUUGUCUGAACAAUUGAAAUGUGUUAUAAAAAUUGAAUCCUU